Zingiber officinale is the source of this 3363-nucleotide messenger RNA. RefSeq names its product cation-chloride cotransporter 1-like. Gene Ontology annotation, molecular function: chloride:monoatomic cation symporter activity. Lineage: Eukaryota; Viridiplantae; Streptophyta; Magnoliopsida; Zingiberales; Zingiberaceae. The record is from RefSeq and is a predicted model, not a curated record. Gene Ontology annotation, biological process: monoatomic ion transport; transmembrane transport. The transcript is spliced from 14 exons. The coding region runs from base 257 to 3220 and encodes 987 amino acids. Gene Ontology annotation, cellular component: membrane.
AUAGUUAUAAUUCCCUCCCUUCUCGUCCGUCGCUCCCUUCCUUCGCUUCCAAGUUUCCCGAAGCCAAUCCAGGCGAGAGUCGUCCUCCUCGCUGCUGGCGCUCCGGCAGAUACUAGGUCUCCGACUAAAAAGGCUAGGAAUGCUCGGGAUUGACAAAUCUUGAUAUUUUUCGGAAUCUUGACGACGGCGCCUCCUGUUUGAGGGAAAUCCGGCCACGUUCCGGCUCCGAGGGCUGGUAAAUUAUUAUUCAAUAAAGAUGAUGAUGGAGAGUGGUGAAAUUGAGAGUGCAGAUGAUGAAAUGCCUUCACUCGGUCGACGGCAGUAUAGACCUGUCGUUUCUCAUGAAGGAUCUGCUGUCCAGAUACAGUCCAUGGAGUCGAGAUCUCUCCCAGAGAUACCUUUGAAGCCAAUUAGGACAGCAUCACAUACAGAGAAUGUUCCAAAUACAUUGGAGGGGCCCUCCCAUGGUCCUGAUGUGCCUAACAACUUCCCAAGGGAAUCAAAGUUGGAACUAUUUGGUUUUGAUUCUCUUGUUAAUAUAUUGGGACUCAAAAGUAUGACAGGGGAACAUGUUCCAACACCCACCAGCCCGAGAGAUGGUGAUGAAGUAUCUGUUGUUCUUGGGAGCCCAAAGGUUGUUGGCCCUAAGUCAGGGACUUUGAUGGGUGUUUUUGUUCCUUGCUUGCAGAAUAUAUUGGGAAUCAUAUACUAUAUCCGUUUUUCCUGGAUUGUGGGAAUGGCUGGCAUUGGUGAGGGUCUUUUAUUGGUUGCGUUUUGUGGAUGUUGCACUUUCUUAACAUCAAUAUCACUGAGUGCAAUUGCGACAAAUGGGGCAAUGAAAGGUGGAGGACCAUAUUAUCUCAUUGGUAGGGCAUUGGGACCAGAAGUUGGAGUUAGCAUUGGAUUAUGCUUCUUUCUUGGCACUGCAGUUGCUGGUGCUAUGUAUGUCUUGGGAGCUGUGGAAACCUUUUUGGAUGCUGUGCCUGGUGCUGGAUUCUUUAGAGAAACUGUUACACUCGUCGGCAACAGCACUGCUGCUAAUGGCACAACAACAGAAGUAAUAACAAUGGUAUCGACUCCUAGCUUGCAUGACCUGCAAGUCUAUGGAGUUAUUGUGACUAUCCUUCUGUGCUUUAUUGUAUUUGGCGGAGUAAAGAUGAUAAACAGGGUAGCUCCGGCUUUCUUAAUUCCUGUCCUUUUUUCACUUUUCUGCAUAUACAUUGGAAUUUUUUCAGCUUCAAGGAGCAAUGAUUCAAGUGGCAUAACGGGAUUGAGAUCACAAACAUUCAAAGACAAUUGGAGUUCUGAUUAUCAGUUUACUACAAAUGCUGGAAUUCCUGAUCCAGAAGGACCUAUAUACUGGAAUUUUAAUGCGUUGGUGGGUCUAUUCUUUCCAGCUGUAACAGGAAUUAUGGCUGGUUCAAACCGAUCUGCAUCUUUGAAGGAUACACAGCGCUCCAUACCAGUUGGAACACUUGCUGCAACACUUGUUACCUCCUUCUUGUAUUUGAUAUCUGUUAUAUUAUUUGGAUCCUUGGCCACCAGAGAAGAGUUGCUGACAAACCGGCUUCUUACUGCUGAAGUUGCUUGGCCUUCUCCAUCAAUUAUAUAUGUUGGGAUUGUGCUCUCCACUUUAGGUGCUGCACUUCAGAGUUUGACAGGUGCACCACGCUUGCUUGCAGCAAUAGCGAAUGAUGACAUCCUCCCUGUUCUUAAAUAUUUCAAGGUCACAGAAGGAGGAGAACCUCAUUUGGCAACUCUCUUUACUGCCUUCAUUUGUAUCAGCUGUGUCUUAAUUGGAAACCUAGAUCUGAUCACACCUACUAUAACUAUGUUCUUCCUUCUGUGUUAUGCUGGAGUCAACUUAUCCUGCUUCCUUCUUGACCUACUCGAUGCUCCUAGCUGGCGACCUAGAUGGAGGUUUCACCACUGGAGCCUCUCACUUGUUGGAGCAUUGCUCUGCAUUGUGAUCAUGUUGCUCAUCUCCUGGUCAUUCACUGUGGUAUCUUUGGCCCUUGCUAGUCUCAUAUAUUAUUAUGUAAGCAUACAAGGGAAGGCUGGUGACUGGGGAGAUGGGUUCAAGAGUGCCUAUUUUCAACUGGCCUUGCGAAGCCUUCGAUCACUGGGAGCAAACCAGGUACAUCCAAAGAACUGGUACCCUAUCCCCCUCAUCUUCUGUCGCCCAUGGGGAAAGCUACCAGAAAAUGUCCCUUGUCACCCAAAGCUAGCAGAUUUUGCUAACUGCAUGAAGAAAAAAGGUCGUGGUAUGUCAAUUUUUGUCUCAAUUCUUGAUGGCGACUAUCAUGAAUUGGCCGAGGAUGCUAAGACAGCCUGCCACCAGCUGAGCACCUACAUAGACUACAAACGUUGUGAAGCAGUGGCUGAGAUUAUCGUUGCACCUUCAAUGGCCGAUGGCUUCCGUGGAAUUGUCCAGAUAAUGGGUCUAGGCAACCUUAAGCCCAAUAUUGUAGUUAUGCGAUAUCCUGAGAUUUGGCGUCGGGAGAACCUCACUGAGAUUCCAUCUACUUUUGUCAGCAUUAUUAAUGAUUGCAUUAUCGCCAACAAGGCAGUCGUGAUAGUCAAAGGCCUUGAUGAGUGGCCUGGUGAGUAUCAAAAACAAUUUGGCACAAUUGACCUUUAUUGGAUCGUGAGAGAUGGUGGACUCAUGCUUCUUCUAUCCCAGCUCCUACUAACAAAAGAGAGUUUCGAAGGCUGCAAGAUCCAGGUCUUCUGCAUUGCUGAAGAGGACACAGAUGCUGAAGUCCUCAAGACUGAUGUUAAGAAGUUCCUUUACGAUCUCCGUAUGCAAGCUGAGGUAAUUGUCAUAACAAUGAAGUCAUGGGAAUCAAAUGUCGACAAUGUGGGCCAACAAGAUGAAUCCACAGAGGCAUUUGCUGGUGCACAACAUCGAAUUGCUGAGUAUCUUGCUGAGAUGAAGGAGACUGCCAAAAGAGAAGGGAAAUCCUUGAUGGCGGAUGGGAAGCCAGUAGUUGUAAAUGAGCAACAAGUUGACAAGUUCCUUUACACAACCCUAAAGCUAAAUUCAACCAUCCUCAGAUACUCGCGGAUGGCUGCCGUUGUGCUGGUUAGCCUUCCUCCACCUCCCUCGAACCAUCCUGCAUACUUUUACAUGGAGUAUAUGGAUAUUCUAGUGGAGAAUGUUCCAAGGCUGUUGAUAGUUAGGGGAUAUAGGAGAGAUGUGGUUACCUUGUUCACGUAAUUGUACUCAUCAUUUGUUGCUGAUAGGAUCUUACAGUAAUCAAUCCUUUUUGCCCCAUUCUUAGUUGCUUUUCAGAAUUCCAUAGUAAUUCAAUUACUUUUUCAACAAUUUGGAUGUUGGAAUUACAAUAUUCAUUAUUUUCA